GUCCAUUUGAACAGCGGCGUUAACUCCGUGCACAAGGAAAGUUAGAUCUGUGAGGACACAACUAAUUUUAGAACAGAAGUUUUUCUAAGGAGAAGAAAAUGAGAUACUAUUUCUAUUGGCUGGUGUGUUUAGGAUUUCUCCACGUCACCAAUGCUUCGGGAUCAGAGUCUGGUCUAUCCUGUUGUUCGCAAAGUAAAUGCAGAUGUAGCAUAUCAAGCUUUGGAAUCACAGCCGACUGUUCGAAUUUGGGAUUAUUUGAAUCUCCAGAUUUUAAUCACUCAGUGACUGUCAUAGACUUGAGCUUUAAUUUUCUUCACACUUUCCCAGAAGCAGGAAAACUACCACGAUCGCUGAAAUAUAUCAAUAUGACAAAAAACAAAUUUACUACUUUUAGUAACAACAGCUUCCGUGAGUUACCGGAGCUGGUUUACCUGAAUCUUUCUCAUAACGAUUUCAGUCUAAACGAUAGAACUUUCCCUUCCGGUGUAUUUAGCAAGCUAUCAAAUCUCCGACUUCUGGACUUACAAAGAUUUUCAUCUACUAAAGAUAUGAAUGACAAAUAUCCAACUGCCGCUCUUUCCACUCUUAAGAAUUUGACUGCUUUGUAUAUCAACGGAUUACCAAAUAGUGUUCUUGGAAGAGGUAUUGAAAAUUUAAGGCAGUUGUCUACCUUGGUCAUUUCAGGCAACAGCGGGUGGUGUAGAAUCACACUAAUUACAGAAAACACAUUCCGACAUGUUCCAUUCCUGGAGAAGCUGGACAUAUCAAAUUGUGGUGUUGAACAUAUUGCCCUUGGAAGUUUUUCUUUUCUGAAGAAACUAAAGGAAUUAUCAUUAUCACAUAACAGACAAGCCACCUUUAAGAUAUUGAAGAACGUUUCCAUCGAUUUAUUGCAAACCCCGGUUCAAAUACUGAGGCUAGAAACACUAUACUGCACAUAUGGUAUGGGAAUUAAGCUUAGAGUCGAGGACAUUCGAUACUUUCGGAAUACCUCGAUCAGGGAGUUAUAUAUCGGAGAAAAUAGAUUAGAACAGAUUGAGCCAGGUUUUUCGCAUUAUCUUCCGAAACAUCUACGUCUUCUAUCAGCACCCUAUAAUCGAUUCACCUUUGGACUAUACCUGAUAGAGAUGUGCAGUUUAGAUAGUUUAGAAGAAAUCGAUAUAAGCCACCGUCUUGAAGAACCAACCGCGAAUAAACAUGAUUUUAUGUGCUUUAAUUUCGAUGGCAUGUCUUGUACAGAAAAUAAAAGGCAAGUGAAAAUCAAGACAUGGGCGCGAAGUUCAUUUUGGUCAAAUCCAUAUGCCGAUCCAUAUAACAUCACUCUUUGUGUACCUAAAUAUUUAAGAGUUCUACAUAUCAACCACGCAUCUUUAGGUCCAACAUUGAUUAAUAUUACCAUCCCUAAUAAUUCCCUGACCUCAGUGUAUCUUCAAAAUAACUUUUUUCGUGAAUUCAAUGGAUACCUCUUUGGAUUUAACAAAAUCAAGCUUUUGGAUUUAUCGAACAAUUUCUGUGGACGUGUGUCACCAACAUUUUUUGAAUAUGUGCCUUCCCUUGAAACUUUGAUUCUAAAUAAUAACUAUUUGGGAGAAACUUUGUCUAAAGACAACAACUAUGUUUUUAGAUAUCUAAAAAACCUUCGACAACUCGAACUGAAACAAAAUAGAAUAAACAAUCUUGCAACUACAGUCUUUUACAACCUUAUUAAUCUUCAAAGCCUAGACUUAAGCAUGAAUGUCAUCACAGAGUGGAAAUUAGACAUGGGCCGAUUACCAUCUCUGAAAUGUUUGGAUCUCUCAAACAAUCAGAUAUCAUUUCUUUCGCCAUCUUCCACGAAGCAAAUUGAUAAACUGACCGGGAAGAGAGCUAUAAGUAUUAAUUUAGCAAAUAAUCCUUUACUGUGCAAUUGUGAAACUAAAUAUUUUAUCAAUUGGGUGCAUCAGCGGUGGGUUUCCAAAUCAAUCACUUUCAUUAAUGUCGAAAACUACACAUGUUUGAUUCAUAAAUCAAACGAAAUACAAAUUCAAAAAUUCAAAAAUACGAAACAUUUGAAAGAUAUCGUAACUCAUUUAGAACAUGAAUGCAUAUCCUCUGUUGCUAUUAUAGUGGUAGCAACAUGCGCUCUCAUAUUGUCUGCUAUCAUUCUAUGUUGUGGGUUGGUAUAUCGUUAUCGAUGGAGGUUGCGCUACCUAUACUAUAUGACAAAGAGUAGAUUUCAUGGAUACCGGGCUCUGCGGCACGAUCAUUUCAAAUACGACGCCUUCAUAUCGUACGCCGAUGAAGACCGAUCUUUCGUUGUUUCAAAAUUCAUCCCCGAAUUAGAGGAACAGUCAGGAUUACGUUUAUGUCUACAUAAUCGAGAUUUUCUUCCCGGUUACGACAUUGCAGAAAACAUUCUAACGGCUGUACAACAAAGUAAAAAAACAAUUGCCAUUUUAUCUGGCAAUUACAUCACAUCCUACUGGUGUAUGUACGAACUGAACAUGGCAAGAAUGGAGGGCAUCUACUCAAGAGAAGGAGAAGAUGUCUUAUUUCUUGUAAUUUAUGACCAUAUGAGUUCUGAAGACAUUCCGUUAACACUUAUGGAUCUGAUGGCAAAGAAAUCCUACAUUGAAUUUCCUAAUGAUGAAUAUGGCGAUGUUGUUUUCUGGAAUAAAGUGAGGGAAACAAUAGGACAUCACUAAGCUGCUAAACUGUGAUUAUCGUGCCUUACAAUUUCGAAUGUGUGAUCAGUGACCCAGAAUGGAUUGUAUGAUCCAAAGAACAUUUAGUAAAGAAAUUACAAAACGUUUCCCAAAGCAACGUCAUCAAACUUUAUGUCUUUGUACACGGCAUUCCUUCUUCACAAUGAAUUAACGACUAUGUUUCUUAACAUCAUAUACAGCUGCUUCUUCAAUAAAAAUCGAACAUGGAAAUGUUCA
Messenger RNA from Ostrea edulis (European flat oyster), 2921 nucleotides. Its product is annotated as toll-like receptor 4. Gene Ontology annotation, cellular component: membrane. Lineage: Eukaryota; Metazoa; Mollusca; Bivalvia; Ostreida; Ostreidae. The transcript has 2 exons. Gene Ontology annotation, molecular function: protein binding; transmembrane signaling receptor activity. Gene Ontology annotation, biological process: immune response; toll-like receptor signaling pathway. Bases 99 to 2684 code for a protein of 861 amino acids. The record is from RefSeq and is a predicted model, not a curated record.